AUGCAAAUACGCGACUUCCUCACGAUGAAAACUACGGCCGCGAUUUUGGCCAUGCUUGGCCGAACGCGUGAGCGCAGGUGGGGACACGUGUUCGGCAGCUAUAGUAUCAAUGCACUCCAGCUAGCCCUUCGCUUCGCUGGCCACGAUUUGAUCAACCUCAUUAAGCUCAGCCGAGAGAUGGAAGGCCUCAAGAAGUUCCUGAUCGAGAAAGUCUCGCCGUCUGAGCGCCAUCGACCCAUGAUCAUUGGCUUGCCACCCGGACAGUCCAACGGCUUUUACCAUGCCGUUAGCCGCGUGUACAUUAACGGCACCUACCGGAUCAUUAACUCCGAUCAUUACGGCCCCGUUAAGUCUACCGAAGCCGCGCUGAAGAAGUUCCUGCGGCGUAUUGACAUGGUGUACUGCAUCGAAGAGCGCCAGCCUUUCAACGGAUAG
Messenger RNA from Phytophthora nicotianae INRA-310, 435 nucleotides. RefSeq lists its product as hypothetical. The transcript has a single exon. Lineage: Eukaryota; Oomycota; Peronosporomycetes; Peronosporales; Peronosporaceae. The record is from RefSeq and is a predicted model, not a curated record. The coding region runs from base 1 to 435 and encodes 144 amino acids.